AUGCUUGGAUUCGCGGCGUCUCUUUUGGGGGAGGCGGUAACCGGGCAGGGCAUUCUGGCACAGCUGAAUCUCGAGACGGGGAUCCCAGUGUAUGAAGCCGAGCCGCUGCUGCUCUUCUUUGUCCUAUUCAACAUGCUCGGCGCGGUCGGCGCACUGGGGGACCGCGGGAAGUUUGUCCUGGAGCCGGUCAAGCCGCCCGUGCCGCCCGCUAAUGCCGGGUGGAAGGGCGCUCUGGGAUUGGUGGAAAAUGGUCCCGUGCUCGGGUUCACCAAGUCAAACGAGCUUUUUGUGGGCCGUGUAGCCCAGUUAGGGUUUGCCGCAUCCCUAAUCGGAGAGGUGAUUACAGGGAAAGGCGCGCUGGCGCAACUCAAUAUAGAAACGGGUGUUCCUGUUUCGGAAAUAGAGCCUCUGGUGAUUCUGGGGAUAAUGCUGCUGUUCUUAUCGGCCAUCAACCCCGGUACUGGCAAGUUCAUCAACGACGAUGAUGACAGUGCGGAUUCGUUUUGA
Molecule: messenger RNA, 507 nt
Organism: Closterium sp. NIES-65
Lineage: Eukaryota; Viridiplantae; Streptophyta; Zygnematophyceae; Desmidiales; Closteriaceae
Source: the annotation of a GenBank genome assembly